Molecule: messenger RNA, 877 nt
Organism: Phanerochaete carnosa HHB-10118-sp
Lineage: Eukaryota; Fungi; Basidiomycota; Agaricomycetes; Polyporales; Phanerochaetaceae
Exons: 5
Coding region: 208-393 (61 amino acids)
Source: RefSeq, a predicted model, not a curated record
GCCUAUAUCUCCAUACCUUCGACCUGAUACGCAUCGCUAGCGGGAGUGUCAAUAUCUCAGAGCCCUAAUUCUCGUAUCAAUGUGUGGCGUUACUUCUGGUCUGUAUCUCGUCUUUAAUAUUAAUGAUAGCCUGUCUGCUCUGCAGCCUUAAUGGUUUUUCGGAUAUACAGCCAGUAACCGGCCGGCAUGUUCCACCAGAGGAUCUCAAUGCAGGUCUAUAGAAGAACGAUAUCAGUCCAUUCGGCGGAGAUCCUGAUGAAUCGCAGCUCGAGUACCGACUGGACAGUCACCGCGGUCAUAGGUGACUAUAUGGGGGAGAUCCGCAGGUGCAGGCAGCUUGCAGUCCCACCACAUCCACUUCAGAGCAACGGCUACUCCAUGCAAAUAUCAUGAAUUUCUACACGAUCCCCUUCAAGACAACUUCGUCAGCGUCGAUGUACGAUAAAUUCAUAAACUUGGCAAGUCAUAUCCCAGCGCCUUCAAGCGACUGGGUGCGAAGAAAGCCUGGGUCGUUAAGUGCUAGUGGUUCGGCGUGGGCUCAGCUGUUUGCUAAGCGUUAGCUGUAUAUUCAACGUUUCUGUAUACCGCUCCCCCAUACGCGACAUCCACCCUUACGAGCGAGCGCAUCAACGACCAGCCCUGACAACCGGCCUCUCUUGCAUGCGCCUAUGCUUGGGAGGAAAAACCUCAACGAGGGUACCCAGCUCUCUGCAGCCUUUCCACCCCACCCGCCAUUGAGAAUGGCGUCUUCGAUAGCUAUAUCCGCGAGCUGCUUGUCUCAGACUUCUCGACGGUCAAUAACGGCACCUUCGCAACGAUCCACACACCGUACCCCGCGAACGAACCCACGCUCGGCACAAGCGACAGCCUGUACGAG